Messenger RNA from Capsicum annuum, 557 nucleotides. RefSeq lists its product as uncharacterized. The record is from RefSeq and is a predicted model, not a curated record. NCBI's taxonomy places the organism in Eukaryota, Viridiplantae, Streptophyta, Magnoliopsida, Solanales, Solanaceae.
AAAGAUUCGGUUAGAAGAAAUGGACCUCGAUGAAACUAAUCCUUAUCGAUAAUAAAGAAAUUCGAAAACCAAAAUACUCGAUCGGAGAACCUCACAACGAACAACUCCAAACUCGAUAUUGAAUUCAACCGGACAGAUCGAAAAACCAUGACAAAACCUCACGAUGAAUAAUUCAUAAGCCCGAAUAAAACUCAUAAACAAACCAAGAUCUCAAAUUCGAAACCCCAAAUCAAUGAUUUUCAACUAUCCUUGCACGAAGAAAUAAGAAAUACCAGAUGAACCGAGACUGAAAUUAUGAAAAAUCGAGAAGACCCAUACGCAAAAUCUCGUCGGAGUCGAAGGGACGAGCUGCGGUCGGAGCUGGCCGACGCGCCGCGGCCGGAGCAGCGACUACUGACGGCGGAGCAGCAGCUGACUUGGCUUUCUUCUCCGGCGACGAUGGGGGUUUUGUUGGUGACGGCGGCGGCAGAUCUAGGCGGUGACGAGACAGAUCUGGAAGGCGGAGAAGAAGAGAGAUCACGGCCGACGCUAGUUCGCCGGAGGAGAAGAGAGAUCAC